AUGGCAUCUGAAUAUUUCUCAACGCUGCAAUACAUCUGGCUGAAUAUCGUCUUCUUCAUUUUCUCGCUUCUCGUCUUCGCCAUCUGUCUGUACGCAUGUCUCUUCGUGAGAUGGGUGAGAAGCACGAAAAAAAAAAUGAAAAUGGGUCAUUCGAAUUCAGGUGUACAAGAGAAGACUUCGUCAGAAGACUGAUGAAAUGAUUGAGUGCUACAAGAGCGGAGAGGACAAACGGAAGGAAAUGGAGCUGAAUCUAAAGAAACAGGAAUUGAAACGUUGGUUUAGUUUCUGAAGACAGCGCAUGAAAUUGAUUAUUCUCAGCGCCGACACAAAAGAAAAAGGGCAAGUCUCACAACCUGCACAUCGUCACGAAAGCCUGCAAUCACGUUAUUCAAAAGAACAGCAAAGAAGUGAUUGUGCAGCAAGUGCACGAAGGAGCCAACGAGGAAGUGGCGUGCUCUCCGCUUCCGAUUCCCGUUCAGCAGCAGUAUCCGUUGCCACAGCCUCAGCAGCAGUUGCAGCAUCAACAGGUGCAGCCACAGUACAUCAUGGUCCCCAUGGAAAUUAUGAAGAAUCAGAAGAAACGUGGGUGUCCGUUUCAGUCUUUCAUUUACCUAGUUGUUUUCAGAGAAGCGCUCCCACUCGCCGAAUGUUCCACUCGUCUUGCCGCUUCAAACUCAGAAAGUGAUCGUAGAGAGUGUGGCGACACAAACGUCGGAUCGUCAGAUGGAUCGGCCGAACGGACUGGAAAAGAAGAAGUCGGAGGAUUGGCUGGAUGGGUACGAUGAGAAGGACGCAGAACGCAUUGAUUUGGACGAGGAGCCAGAGGACAAUGAGAGUGACCGGAUUAUGAAGAGACGCAGAGACUACGACAACAAGCACAAGAAGCCUAGUCCGAAGACUAGCGCCCUUUCCGAUGAAACGAGAGUUUCGAUCGAAAACGAUACUCCACCACCGGUGUCUUCCGCUUCGACCACUCCCUCAAAGACGCCAUCGACCACUCCGUCGACCACUCCGUCUACCACAACUUCUGGAUUCACUUCUUCUGCUGGAACCACUCAAUCGGCUGCUCCUUCUACUCCUGAAGUCGUCGAAAAAGCACCUCCUCCGAUUGUUCCUACUGCAAAGAAAUCGAAUGAGAGCAACGUCAAGAGCACUUUUAUCGGAGAGCCUGCGGCCGUCUCUUCCAGUCUGUUCACAUUUCAGAGUUCCUCUCCACCUCCUGCAAUUUUCAGAUUACUUGCAACCGCCCAUCAUGGCAAAUACGACACCUCCGCGGCCCGCUAUCUUCCCGUACUUUGUCGACUCGAAAGUUCCGACGGCGGAGACUUCGACCAGCAAGGCGACGUCGAAAAUUAGCAAAGCCUACUGGGAUUCAUCCGAAGACUCUUGUGCUCUGUACAGAUCUCGCAGAAAAAAUGUGAAAUCGGAGAAACACUACGGAACACUCAGGAAGUAA
This is a messenger RNA of Caenorhabditis sp. 36 PRJEB53466, 1456 nucleotides long. The record is from the annotation of a GenBank genome assembly. Lineage: Eukaryota; Metazoa; Nematoda; Chromadorea; Rhabditida; Rhabditidae.